AUGUCUGUGGUGGGCAUCGACCUGGGCUUUCAGAACUGCUACAUCGCGGUGGCGCGGAGAGGCGGCAUCGAGACCAUCGCCAAUGAGUACAGCGACCGCUGCACACCAGCUUGUAUAUCUUUGGGAUCCAAAGCCCGGACUAUUGGAAAUGCAGCAAAAAGCCAGAUUAUUACAAAUAUUAAGAAUACGUUACAUGGAUUUAAAAAGCUGCAUGGAAGAGCAUUUAAUGAUCCCUUUAUAAAGUCUGAGAAAGAAAAAGUGCCAUAUGAGCUUCAGAAAUUACCUAAUGGGAGUGUAGGAGUGAAGGUACGAUAUUUGGAUGAAGAGAGAUUAUUUGCUAUUGAACAAGUUACUGGUAUGCUAUUAGUUAAGCUUAAGGAGACAUCAGAAAAUGCACUUAAAAAGCCUGUAGCAGAUUGUGUCAUUUCCAUCCCAAGCUUUUUUACUGAUGCCGAGAGAAGGUCUGUUAUAGCAGCAGUGCAAGUGGCAGGUUUAAAUUGCUUGAGAUUAAUGAAUGAAACUACAGCAGUUGCUUUAGCCUAUGGAAUUUAUAAACAGGAUCUACCAGCCCCAGAGGAGAGACCAAGGAAUGUGGUUUUUGUAGACAUGGGACAUUCUGCCUACCAGAUUUCUGUUUGUGCUUUUAACAAAGGAAAAUUGAAGGUACUUGCUACUACAUUUGAUCCCUUUUUGGGCGGUAGAAACUUUGAUGAUGCUUUAGUAGAUCAUUUCUGCGAAGAGUUCAGGAUCAAAUAUAAACUUAACGUUAAGGACAAUGGUCGAGCAUUGCUACGAUUAUACCAGGAGUGUGAAAAACUGAAGAAGCUGAUGAGUGCAAAUACUUCUGAUCUUCCAGUAAACAUAGAAUGCUUUAUGAAUGACAUUGAUGUCUCUAGCAAAAUGAACAGGGCUCAGUUUGAACAACUGUGUGCAUCUCUUCUGGCCAGAGUAGAACCUCCUCUGAGAGCAGUGAUGGAACAAGCUAAACUACAGCGUGAAGAUAUUUACAGUGUAGAAAUAGUAGGUGGAGCAACUCGUAUUCCAGCUGUGAAAGAACAGAUUUGCAAAUUUUUAUGUAAAGAGAUAAGUACUACAUUAAAUGCAGAUGAAGCUGUUGCAAGGGGUUGUGCAUUACAGUGUGCAAUUCUGUCCCCAGCAUUUAAAGUCCGUGAAUUUUCCAUCACAGAUGUUGUUCCUUAUUCAAUUACUCUGAGGUGGCAAUCAUCUUAUGAGGAAGGAACAGGUGAAUGUGAAGUCUUCAGCAAAAAUCAUGCUUCUCCAUUCUCAAAAGUUAUUACUUUCCACAAAAAAGAGCCUUUUGAACUGGAAGCAUUUUAUACACAUCCUCAUGAUGUUCCUUAUCCCGAUACAAGAAUAGGCCAUUUUGUUAUUCAAAAUGUUGGUCCCCAAAAUGACGGUGAUAAUUCAAAAGUUAAAGUUAAAGUGCGAAUUAAUAUCCAUGGAAUCUUCAGUGUGGCUAAUGCAUCUGUUGUAGAGAAGCAAAAUUUGGACUGCGAGCCUAAUGAUAUUCCAAUGGACACAGAAUUGUCAUGUAACAAUCAAAGCACAGAAGAACUGGCUAAAAUGCAGAUUGAUCAAGAUGAUGGUAAUCAAAAGAGUCAAAUAGAACAAAGUCAAACAGAUGAAGAAACUGAUCAUAUAGGGACCGAAGGAAAGACUGCUUCAGGAGACAAGAUUGAUGCAAAUCAGUCAAGCAAAACAAAGACCAAGAGCAUUGAUCUACCUAUCCAUGUUAACUUAUAUAGACAGGUUGAACAGGAUCUUAUUAAUUGCUACAUUGAAAAUGAGGGGAAGAUGUUGAUGCAAGACAUUCUGGAGAAGGAGAAAAAUGAUGCCAAAAAUGCUGUUGAAGAAUAUGUGUAUGAUCUGAGAGAUAAGCUUUGUGGCGUCUAUGAAAAAUUCAUAACUGAAGAUGAUUCAAGAAAAAUAACAUUAAUGUUAGAAGAUACAGAAAACUGGCUUUAUGAAGAUGGAGAGGACCAACCAAAACAUGUAUAUGUGGAAAAACUUCAGGAAAUGAAAAAAUUUGGUGGCCCUAUUCAUGAUAGAUAUAAGGAAUAUGAAGAAAGACCAAAAGCUUUAUUUGAUUUAGAAAAUAAACUCCAGAUGCUUAUGAAAGCUCUAGAAGAAUACGAAAAUAAGGAUAAAAAAUAUGAUCACAUUGAUCCUGUUGAUAUGGAAAAAGUUGAAAAAUAUGCCAGUGAAACUAUGAACUGGUUGAGCUCAAAGAUGCAUACACAGCACAGACUGAAUUUGACACAGGAUCCUAUUAUUAAGGUGGCAGAAAUAAAAGCAAAAUCUAAGGAACUGGACAGCUUAUGUAAUCCAAUUAUUUACAAACCUAAGUCCAAAGCAGAACCACUGUCUAAAGAUCAAGGAAAAUCUAAUAGUGAACAAAACAGGCCAAUGAAUGGACAAAGCAGCUCCGACACUAAAUUAGAGGAUAGUUGUCAGCAGCCUAAAUCAUCUGAAGAAAUGGACAUGGACUAAGUUUUACAUUUCUUUGAGUUCAUUAAAAAUAGUGCAAGUAAUCAGAGGGUCCUUUUUUUUCUUAAUUCACACUACAUAUGUUCAGUUAUUUAGAAAACUUUGUCCUUUAUUCUUUUCAUUAGGUUUAAAGUGUUUUUCUAUUGAGCAUAUUCUCAUUGUUCAUUCCACUGAUUAAGCUUAUUGUGAAGCUUUAGUUGAAUGUAGAUUGUAAUCAGUUUAAGCUUUUAUGAUACAUUUUAUAUCAAAGAGGUGGAAUUGAUACAUAAAUGACAACAAUCUACCAUAUUUUAUUGUAAGCCACUGCUCCUUUAUUCAUGAAAGACCACAGUAUUGCACUUUCGAUGCUGAAGUGUAGAUUUUUGCAUCUUUAUUUUAGAAGAUAUUCAGUUUGAUGUGGCUUGAACAUUGCCACCAGAAGCACUGACCUUUUCCUAAUUGUUGUAUUGUUCUAAUUUAAAUAUUAAAAUAGAGGUUAGUUGGCAAGCUAGUUCCUCUUGUUGAUGUACCACAAUAACUUGUAAAAAUUUUGUUGAUCAAUAUCCAAAGCUUGAAAGGACCUUACACCAGCAGCAUUCUUUGUCUUCAAACUAGUAACAUGAUUCAAAAUAAAACUCUUGGUCACCGUG
Messenger RNA from Crotalus tigris (Tiger rattlesnake), 3137 nucleotides. It is a transcript of the gene HSPA4L, whose product is annotated as heat shock protein family A (Hsp70) member 4 like. Gene Ontology annotation, biological process: protein folding. The transcript has 19 exons. Gene Ontology annotation, cellular component: cytosol; nucleus. Bases 1 to 2511 code for a protein of 836 amino acids. NCBI's taxonomy places the organism in Eukaryota, Metazoa, Chordata, Lepidosauria, Squamata, Viperidae. The record is from RefSeq and is a predicted model, not a curated record. Gene Ontology annotation, molecular function: ATP-dependent protein folding chaperone; ATP binding.